ACAGUUCAAACUCUUCCAUCAGACUUCAAUCAUAAAGUAGCUGCAGAUUAUAGGAACACAAAUUUAUUGUCUAUGGGAGACGUAGAAAAGGGUAGGAAGAUAUUUCAGCGAUCUUGUUCCUCGUGUCAUACAGUAGAGAAAGGGGGCAAACACAAAACUGGUCCAAAUUUGAACGGUCUUUUCAAUAGGAAAACAGGGCAAGCUAGUGGCUACUCGUAUAGUGACGCCAACAAAAAUAAAGGUAUCAUCUGGACGGAACAAACUAUGGAUGAGUAUCUCGAGGACCCAAAGAAAUAUAUACCAGGGACAAAGAUGGUUUUCCAGGGAUUGAAAAAGAAAAGCGAGAGGCAAGAUUUGAUAGCAUAUUUGAAAGAGGCUUGUAAUUGAAAGUAUUUCCAUUGAAUAAACAAAACUCAAUUUGACUAAAA
Leptinotarsa decemlineata (Colorado potato beetle) is the source of this 428-nucleotide messenger RNA. RefSeq names its product cytochrome c-like. The record is from RefSeq and is a predicted model, not a curated record. Gene Ontology annotation, molecular function: heme binding; electron transfer activity. Lineage: Eukaryota; Metazoa; Arthropoda; Insecta; Coleoptera; Chrysomelidae.